GUAUUUCGGAAUGACGUCAUCAAUAUUCUGCUCGUCCACCUGUUUACAUUUAAGUUUAAACUCCAGGAGUCCGCGAGUUUCUGUAUAAACGCUUUACACGGAUCUUACAAACGCUUCUGAAAAUGAGCGGAAACGUCGAUUCAACAUUAGAAGCCGAGAUAUCAGCUGGGAUGGAAGUCCGGAUCAACCGAAGAAACUUUCCCAUCAACUUGUGGAAUCUGGUGAAUGAUCCUCAGAUUUGUUCAAUCUGCUGGGAUGACAGUGGGGAAGGAAUCCUGAUCUGUCCAGAGUCCUUCAAAGCUGAAGUGCUGUCUAAAGCCAACAAGGAGAAGAUCUUCAGAACUACUAAUUUCAUCAGUUUUGUUCGCCAGCUAAACCUGUAUGGCUUCAGAAAAGUUUGCCCAGACUAUAAGAUCUCGUUGAAGCAAGUCGGCUUCAUACAGCACUUUUACAACCCGAACUUCAAACGGGCCAACCCGGAGCUUCUGGCAAAGCUACAGAGACUCACACCUUCCAACAGGGCCAAGCUUACCACUGGGCAAGAUGUCUCCAACCACCCAGGUACUUUUCAUCCAGUGCUGAAUUCACCCGACAUCUCUGCUGUGGUCGAGAAUCAUAGCUGUAUCCCAGGAGCUUUGGAUCCCAACAUGCCCUGCUCCCAAGAAGAAGUUGCCUCCUCCGCUCAUUGUGGCUAUUAUCCUGACUCAUUUAGCCACCUUCUGUACACUGGCCAGGAUCCUAACUGGGAAUCAGCUGAUGUCCCGGACGACUCAUUUAGCCACCUCCAGUACACUGGCCAGGAUCCAAACUGUGAAUUAGCUGAUGUCCAGGACGACACAUUUAGCCACCUUCUGUACACUGGCCAGGAUCCAGAUCCCAGGAAGAGUCACAUGAACCUGGACACUGUAUUCAAUGCAGAAGAUGCAAUGGAGGCUGCUGAUUUUUUCACUCUGCUUGACUUGUGAAGACAGUUAAAUAUCAUUAAUUAUUUAUAUUAAUGUUUGUUUAUUUUUUUAUAUUUAUUAAAUAAUUCUAAUCUUUA
Molecule: messenger RNA, 1042 nt
Organism: Tachysurus fulvidraco (yellow catfish)
Lineage: Eukaryota; Metazoa; Chordata; Actinopteri; Siluriformes; Bagridae
Product: heat shock factor protein 5-like
Exons: 5
Coding region: 123-965 (280 amino acids)
Biological process (GO): regulation of DNA-templated transcription
Molecular function (GO): sequence-specific DNA binding; DNA-binding transcription factor activity
Source: RefSeq, a predicted model, not a curated record